ACUUGUCAUUGAUUAGUCAACCAAGUUAUAAAGUAUACGGUAUAUGAUGAGAGACUGUAGGAAGAAUCAAAGAUCUGCUGAUUAUCAACCUUUGGCAGUGCCAACUGGUGUAAGAAGUAGACGACUAGUGACUGUAGAGCCAGCUCUCGGAUUUUAUAUGCUAGCCCAGGGUUUUAUUAUUGCCCUACAAGCAGAAUAUGUUCAGGGAUGGGUUUCUAGAAUUCAUAAUUACACACUGCCAAAUAACGGUGAAAAUGGAACGUGCUCUAUAAAUAAAUCAAGUUCAGAGAGUGUGUUAGAAGAUAAGAUCCAGGCGGAGUCCUCUCGAUGGUUAAUGUACCUCACAAUAGCCAAUGCCUUGCCAUCACUUUUCACGACGCUAAUCUUUGCAUCUUGUAGUGAUUCUGUCGGCAGAAGAUUCGCUCUUCUGUUGCCAUCGUUUGGACAACUUCUGAAUAUGUGCGUCUGGAUCCUCACUGCACGAUACGCUCUACCUCUGGAGUACUUGAUUGGAUCGAUGUUUCUUCGGGGACUUAUGGGCAGUUCAACACUCUUCAUCACUUCCUGUUUUAUAUACAUCUCUGACAUAACGACAAAGAAUAACAGAACAACACGAAUCAUAAUUGGGGAAUGCGUGCUAUUGUCAACCACUGGUAUCUCCCAGUUGUGCGCCGGAUAUGUUCUCCAUAAAUAUGAUUUUGUGGUCGCCUUUGCUGUAGCAGCCGGACUAUCUGGAAUGGCAUUUAUUUAUUUAGCUUUACCGUUUAUUUUACUCGAAACAGUGGUUAAUAAAGGCAAUGUUAUAUCGGCUCUGAAAACAUCAUUGAGAGGAAUUUUGAUUUUAACAUUUAAGAAGAAUGUAGCGUAUAGGAAGACAUUUUAUAUACUUAAUUUCAUUAUGUUUACUGUGUUUAUGUUUUCAAACUCAACUGUAUCGCUGCUAUCUAUCUACUUUCUCGGAGAGCCAUUUUGUUUUUCGUACCUGGUAUCUGGUUAUUACACAACAGUACUGUUAUUUACUCCUGCUAUAGGUAGGCAUCCAUUUAUAUUCUCUUGACUUACUUUUUCUCCAUGGUCUGUAACUAUAGGUUUUUC
This is a messenger RNA of Anneissia japonica, 1095 nucleotides long. Its product is annotated as solute carrier family 46 member 3-like. Gene Ontology annotation, biological process: transmembrane transport. Gene Ontology annotation, molecular function: transmembrane transporter activity. The transcript has a single exon. The coding region runs from base 44 to 1057 and encodes 337 amino acids. The record is from RefSeq and is a predicted model, not a curated record. Lineage: Eukaryota; Metazoa; Echinodermata; Crinoidea; Comatulida; Comatulidae. Gene Ontology annotation, cellular component: plasma membrane.